UUCCUUAGUUUAUUGAACUGAUCACACGCCUAAGUACGAAAAUUCGAAUUUCUUCCAUUUUCUCCGUCUUCUCACCUUCUCUACUCCAGUUGAAUAACUUCCCUCUUCAUCUUCCCCUCUCUCUCUCCUCUUUCUCACAAUUUACCGUUGCCGGAGCCUUUAAACCCUAGUAAUUUCAAGUCCCUUUUUUAACCACUGGAGUUGCUCUUACUUGACCUAGUAACCGCCCGACGUUUACCAUGAUCCACGCAAUGGAUAUCAUGGGUAGGCGGUCACUUGCCCGUUGAUGGCCAUGUGCAUCCUGGUCAAUAGCACAGGGCCACCGAAAAUAGGAGGGCCCAAUUUCGUAGCCCAAUAUACAUAUUAGAAAAAAAAAAAAAAAAAAGAACAAAAAGUUAACGCUGCUACAGAGUAAUUCAGUCAUUCAUCUCCCAAAUUAAUGCUUUCCUUUCCCAAGAACUUCAAUGCUGUUAUUUUCGAGGCUGGAUUUUCAAUUGCAAUUCCGGGCUCAUUUUUGCUUGAAGUUGAAUAGAAAGCAUAUACACUGAGUUACUGAUGGAGGACAAACCUAAUGAAACGGAAGAUGAUAAUGAGAAAAUAGAUGAGGAUGAUUGGAUUUAUGAGGAUGAUGGGAUUUACGAGGAAUCAUCUUCAGACGAUUUUAGUGAGGACGAGGAGGAUAGAGUGGUGGCAUUGGAAGAAAGUGGAUCACACCUUGAGGCCCCUCGGACAGAAGAAGAGAUACAAGAAUUGAUUGAUGAACUGCUUGAAGCAGAGAGUAAGGCAGCAGAGGCACAGGAAGCACUUGAAGACGAGUCUUUGAAGAAGGUUGAGCAGGAAGUGAGAGUAGAGUUGGCUGAAAAUCUACAAGGCGAUGAUUUGGAGAAGUCUGUGGCAGAGGAAAUGACAACAUUUAGAGAAGGGUGGGAGGCAACGCUUGACGAGCUCGAGACAGAGAGUGCUCACUUACUGGAGCAACUGGAUGGUGCUGGCAUAGAUCUACCAAGCAUCUAUAAGCAGAUUGAGAGAAAUGCUCCAAAUGGUUGCUGUACUGAAGCUUGGAAAAAAAGGACACAUUGGGCAGGAACUGAGGCUGCCAGUGAUGCUGUAGAAUCCAUAAAGGAUGCUGAAAAGCAUCUUCAGAACCUUAGACCCGUAAAGAGACGACUUGGUAAAACUCAGGAGGAGGGUGCUAGUGGAUAUCUCGCGAAAAAAAUGCGUGUUAAUGGUAGUUGUGGGAGUAUAACUGAAAACACUGGAGUGGAAUGGAGCUCCUUUAACAAAUUAUUUUCCGAUCAUGCAUCCAAGGAGGACAGUGCAUUUGGUAGCGAGCGGUGGGCUUCAGUAUACUUGGCGAGUACUCCUCAGCAAGCUGCAGCUAUGGGGCUUAAAUUUCCCGGGGUGGAUGAGGUUGAGGAGAUUGAUGACAUUGAUGAUCCAAACGAUCCAUUUAUUGCUGAUGCUAUAGCAAAUGAACAGGAAUUGGAUCUUUCGGAGGAGCAAAGAAAAAAUUACAAAAAGGUCAAAGAGGAAGAUGAUUUGAUUUAUGAUCAAAAGCUUCAACUUCACCUGAAUCGUCGGAGACGUAGAAAAAGGAAUAGACAGAACUCCAACCAUGCUGAAGGUGUAUUGAGUGAUAUUGAGGAGGAAAUGUGCCAAGAUCCAAAAGUUGCAGAGUCUGCUAGUUGUGAACCUUCUUGUGGUUCCAAACGUUUGUGUGAUGAUGAGAUGCUGGAUCAUGAAUCUAAGAGAAGCCGGACUGGUAUUCUGGAGAGUGAUAACACGGCUCACACUUCGAACAGUGAUUCUGUUGUUUUCCGCACGGAAAAUGACACUGUACUAGAAGAAGAUCAAGAAAUUGGUGAGGCCUCUACGAAGGUCUACUGCACUGCCUGCGGUAAUGUGACAAAGGAAGUACAUGAGCAUCCUCUCCUGAAAGUAAUUGUUUGUGGGCAGUGCAAAUCUGUUACUGAGGCAAAAAUAAGGGAUCUCCGGUGCUCGGAGCGCUAUUGUCGGUGGUGUGGAAGCAGUAAUGAUUUAUUAAGUUGUACAUUGUGUGAACUUUUGUUUUGUUUAUCAUGUAUUAAGAGGAAUAUCAGAGUAGAAUACUUGCCAGAGGGUACGUGGAAAUGUUGUUCCUGUUCUCCAGAUCUCCUGCAGCAGUUAACUUUGGAACUUGAGAAAGCUGUUGGCUCUCCAGAGUCAACAGUUUCUAGUUCUGAUAGCGAUACAGAUAAUUCAGAUGAUGAGAUAGGUGACUCUAUCAGCUCAAAAAAGUCCGGAAAAAAGAAAAUUCGAAGGAUUCUGGAUGAUACUGAGCUAGGAGAAGAAACAAAGAGGAAAAUUGCGAUGGAAAAGGAACGUCAGGAACGGCUCAAGUCUCUCAAAGCGCAGUUCACAGCCAUACCAAUGAUGAUGGACACUUCCACCUGUAAUGAAACUUUACCUGAAGGUGCUAGCUCUGAAGUUCUUGGUGAUGCAUCAUCUGGUUUUAUUGUGAAUGUUGUGAGGGAGGAAGGUGAGGAUUCUGUCAGGAUUCCUCCAAGUAUCUCUGCCAAGUUAAAAACACACCAGGUUGCAGGAAUUCGUUUUAUGUGGGAAAACAUCAUCCAGUCGAUAAGAAAUGUUAAGGCUGGGGAUAAAGGCCUGGGUUGCAUCUUAGCCCAUACCAUGGGUCUUGGUAAAACUUUCCAGGUCAUAGCCUUCUUGUACACUGCAAUGAGAAGUGUUGAGUUAGGUCUAAAAACAGCACUGAUUGUUACACCAGUGAAUGUGCUGCACAAUUGGCGGCAGGAGUUCAUAAAGUGGGAGCCCAAAGAAUCCAAGCCUCUUCGUGUUUACAUGCUGGAAGAUAAAUCAAGGGAACAACAGAGAGCUGAGUUACUAACGAAAUGGAGAAGAAAGGGUGGGGUAUUCUUGAUUGGUUAUUCAUCGUUUAGAAAUCUAUCCCUUGGAAAGAACGUGAAAGAUCGUAAAUCAGCCAAUUUAAUCUGCAACGCCCUUCAGGAGGGGCCUGAUAUACUUGUUUGUGAUGAGGCUCAUAUUAUCAAGAACACCAAGGCAGAAAUCACUCAAGCUUUAAAACUAGUUAAAUGCCAGAGAAGGAUUGCUUUGACAGGGUCCCCUCUUCAGAAUAACCUUAUGGAAUAUUACUGUAUGGUUGAUUUUGUGAGAGAAGGAUUUCUUGGAAGCAUGCAUGAAUUUCGCAAUCGUUUCCAGAAUCCUAUAGAGUACGGACAGCAUGCAAAUUCCACUGCUGAAGAUGUGAGAAUCAUGAAUGAGAGAUCACACAUUCUAUAUGAGCAACUGAAAGGGUUUGUGCAAAGAGUGGACAUGAGUGUGGUGAAAAAAGACUUGCCCCCUAAGACUGUGUUUGUCGUAGCUGUGAAGUCUUCUUCAUUACAGAGGGAAUUAUACAAAAGGUUUCUUGAUGUUCAUGGAUUGACUGGUCAGAAAGCUACUUCAGAAGGAAUCAGAAGGAAUUUUUUUGCUGCAUACCAAACCUUAGCCCAGAUAUGUAAUCAUCCCUGGAUUCUGCAAAUGAUGAAAGACAGAGGAUGCACGAAACGAGAAGAAAGUCCAGAUGAUGGCUCAAGUGAUGAAAACAUGGAUUCCAAUUUGGUGAUAGGAGAAAAACCGAAGACGAAGGUUGAUAAAGGUUUCCUUCGCGAGGACUGGUGGAAUAAUCUUCUUGAUCGGAAUACUCACCAAGAGAUCGAGUAUAGUGGGAAAAUGGUUUUGUUGCUGGAUAUUCUGACCGCAUGCACUGAAGUAGGCGAUAAAGCAUUGGUUUUUAGCCAGAGCAUAGCAGCUCUUGAUCUGAUUGAAUCCUAUCUAUCAAAAUUGCCUCGGGGUAGGAAGGGAAAACUCUGGAAACGAGGAAAGGACUGGUAUAGAAUUGAUGGAAAGACAGAAGGUUCUGAAAGACAGAGGCUUGUUGAUGCAUUUAACAAUCCCCAGAAUGAAAGAGUGAAAUGCACUCUUAUAUCAACAAGAGCUGGAGCUUUGGGGAUUAAUCUUUUUGCUGCUAACCGUGUAAUCAUUGUCGAUGGUUCCUGGAAUCCUACACAUGAUCUUCAGGCUAUAUACAGGGCUUGGAGGUACGGCCAAAAAAAGCCGGUAUAUGCUUAUCGGUUGGUGGCACAUGGAACAUUGGAAGAAAAGAUCUACAAACGUCAGGUGAAAAAGGAGGGCCUGGCCGCAAGAGUGGUCGAUAGACAACAAGUCCUGAGGAGUAUGUCAAGAGAAGAGAUUUCAGAUCUCUUUGACUUCGAUGAUGAUGAGAACAUUGAUAAGUUGCCUGGUUUGGUAGAGAAUAGUGGGCGUAUGGCUGACACUUCCUGCAGAAAGUCCGAGGAUUCGUUGAAACUGAAUUCUUCUGAUUGUCCUACAAGCUGCUCUUCUGACAAGUUGAUGGGAAAGUUACUUGAUCGACAUCGCCUAAGAUGGAUAAUGAACUUCCACGAGCAUGAGACACUGUUGCAGGAGAACGAAGAGGAGAAGCUUACAAAAGAAGAACAAGAUUUAGCGUGGGAAGUAUUCAGAAGAAGUAUGGAGUGCAAAGAAGCGCAAAAAGCUCCAGUUGACAUUCAGUGGCAGGAAGUGAGUAGAGUUCCGGUAGACAUGUCAUCAUUCGAGCAAAAACAUAGUAGUAGCUUAAACAUGUCAUGCAGUAUACAAAAGAAACGCAGUAUUCCCAAUCCGUUGGCCAAUAUUCCAACAAGGUACAGUAUGCAGGUACGGAAAUGCACCAACAUAUCUCAUUUACAGACUUUAAGGUUUCAAGGAACGAAAGUGGGUUGCAGUACUGUUUGUGGGGAGUGUGGACAAGAUAUAAGUUGGGAGAAUGUUAAUAGAGAUAGCAAGUGAAAAGGUUAUAGUGGUAAAAGGGUCUUGUUAGGGCGUCUCUCUGCCCAUUUUGCUUAUAUAGCAUGAUCCUUGUAAGUAGAUGAGUAUUUUUUGUAUAGGAGUAUCUUGCUAGUUAUGGCGAUUCUCUUCUCCUCCUUCCCUUAGAUAUCGGUAGGCUUUAACCCCUGAUCCUGCAUUGUAUAAGGAUCAAAGAGUAACAACUUACAAUGUAUAGCAAAGUAGCAAACAAUGGUCAGCCAUUUUUUGGGAUCACAAUAUGAUAUGAAAAGCAGCAUUUUUUUUUUUUGAA
This is a messenger RNA of Spinacia oleracea (spinach), 5158 nucleotides long. RefSeq names its product protein CHROMATIN REMODELING 20. The record is from RefSeq and is a predicted model, not a curated record. Gene Ontology annotation, molecular function: ATP hydrolysis activity; ATP binding. Gene Ontology annotation, cellular component: nucleus. Bases 556 to 4869 code for a protein of 1437 amino acids. Lineage: Eukaryota; Viridiplantae; Streptophyta; Magnoliopsida; Caryophyllales; Amaranthaceae. The transcript has 28 exons.